Molecule: messenger RNA, 2473 nt
Organism: Alosa sapidissima (American shad)
Lineage: Eukaryota; Metazoa; Chordata; Actinopteri; Clupeiformes; Clupeidae
Gene: cwc27
Product: CWC27 spliceosome associated cyclophilin
Exons: 14
Coding region: 188-1597 (469 amino acids)
Biological process (GO): protein peptidyl-prolyl isomerization; protein folding
Cellular component (GO): catalytic step 2 spliceosome
Molecular function (GO): peptidyl-prolyl cis-trans isomerase activity
Source: RefSeq, a predicted model, not a curated record
UUUAAGCGACUUUAACGAGGAAGACAUAAAACAUGGCGCUACGGAUAUUUUGUUUUGUGUAAGCAAAUAAAAAUAAUUUAAAACAACAGAAUACUGUGCGUCUAAGUUUGAGUUACACUAACGCGAAAGUAAAGCUUAUGCUGUGUAAUCUAACAACCAAUACACUGUACGUGGUACAUCUUGCAAAAUGAGUAACAUAUACAUUCAAGAGCCACCAACAAAUGGCAAGGUUUUGAUUAAGACAUCAGCUGGAGACAUCGAUGUGGAGCUAUGGUCUAAAGAAGCACCAAAAGCUUGUCGGAAUUUCGUUCAGCUUUGUAUGGAAGGUUACUAUGAUGGUACCAUAUUUCAUCGGGUUGUACCAGAGUUCAUUAUCCAGGGUGGUGAUCCCACAGGCACAGGGUCUGGGGGAGAGUCUAUAUUUGGGCGCCCUUUUAAGGAUGAGUUCCAUUCCAGACUGCGCUUCAACCGGCGAGGGCUGGUUGCCAUGGCAAACGCUGGGCCUCAUGAUAAUGGCAGCCAGUUCUUUUUCACUCUGGCUCGAGCUGAUGAGCUCAACAACAAGCACACUAUAUUUGGAAAGGUUGCUGGUGAUACAGUCUAUAACCUGUUGCGGCUAGCUGAGGUGGAAUGUGACUCAGAUGAGAGACCGUUGAAUCCACAUAAGAUUCGUUCCACAGAGGUUCUACACUCACCCUUUGAUGACAUCAUUCCACGUGAAAGCAAAAAACAUAAGAAGGACCACUCCAAAGAAGAAGGAAAGAAAUCUCAGUCCAAAGCAACCAAGAACUUCAGUUUGUUGUCUUUUGGAGAGGAAGCGGAAGAAGAUGAGGAGUUGGUGAACCAAGUCAGUCAGACGUUGAAGGGCAAAGGCAAAAGUAGUCACGACUUAUUGAAGGACGACCCCCGGCUCAGUGCAGUUCCAGCUAUUGACAGGAAAAAAACCGGAGACUCAUCUGAGGGAUCAGAUUUGGAAGAGGGGGAUGAUGAUGGAGGUAACCCAGAUGUCGCGGGCAUGAGGGAGAGGAUCGCAACCAAACUGAAGAAAUUGAAGAAGGAGGAGGUGCGACUCGUUUCUGAGAGAGAAGAGAGCGAGAAGAAGACGAACCGCAGCGAUGAGCUACGGAAGGAAUCACGGCAGCUGAAGAAAGAACUUCAGGCCAUCAAACAACGAAAAGAGGAGCGUGCCCAACCAAAGGAAGAAGAAGAACAAAUUGAGGAGGAAAAGCCCAGCAGUGGUGCCGUGGCUGAGUACCUGGAGAGCAAGAAGAAGUAUGAAGACCAACGCAAACAGAAACUGAAGAAAGGCUCCACCAGAGAGGCACAGACUUUGGCUCUCCUGGACCGCUUCAAGUCCAAGCUGUCGAGUGCCAUAACUGACACGCCCGAGGAGGCUCCAGUGGAGCAGCUCGGAGAGGAGGACGACCAGGGCUGGCUGUCUCACGUGCUCCAGUUUGACGAGCAGAGCAGGAAAGUAAAGGACGCCAACAUGCAAGACGAGGACACCUUCGAGAUCUACGACCCACGCAACCCGGUCAACAAGCGGCGGAGGGAGGAGAGCAAGAAGUUGCUGAAGGAGAAGAAAGCAAAGAUAUGAGUGCAGGGAUCAUCUGAUCAGGAGCGCUCUCAAGGAGGGGUCAAACAUGGCCAUCACUCAUUCUCAUAAGAACAGCUCAGUCAUUGCUCCUCUCUCAUAUCUCACCCCUCCUCUUGCUCCUCUCUCAUAUCUCACCCCUCCUCUUGCUCCUCUCUCACUCUCUCAUAUCUCACCCCUCCUCUUGCUCCUCUCUCAUAUCUCUCCCUCCUCUUGCUCCUCUCUCAUAUCUCUCCCUCCUCUUGCUCCUCUCUCAUAUCUCUCUCAUAUCUCUCCUUCCUCUUGUCUCUUCUAUCCUCUAUUCCAGUGUUCCUGCUGCUGACAUCCUCUCCUCCCUCCCUCCCUCCCUUUUCUUCUGCUUCUCUUCAUUCUGUCUUUUCUUGUCUGUCUAUCUCUUCUGCUUUCUCUUUUCUUUUACAUUUGUCUUUCCUCUUGCCACUCUUGUUUUUCUCUCUCAUUAUACUCCUCUCUCCUUUCCCCUCUUCUCUUCUUCUGACUGUGUUUUCUAUCUCUCUCUUCUUCUUCUUGACGUCACUUGACUUUUCUGAGGAUGAUUUGGUCAGCGUGUCUCAGAGCCAAGUCUUUCCUUCCACAUCGUAUAGUAUCCAAGACAUUUGCUUUAACCUGGGACACGUGGCCUCUUGAAACAGCCUUUUAUGACUAGCUGUACACAAAUGACUUGGAGAUAUUAAAGUAGAUGUUCUACACAAAUAAAAGUCAGCAAAUGUGUGUAAGGAAGGAUGGGGAAAAAAGAAAAGUACCCACCUCCUUUGGAGUCUUAAGUACAGUUCAUCUCCAAGUUUGAGGGCUUCAUGUUUUGUGGGUGUUGCGUCAACUGUAUUUACAGCUGCAAUGAAAUAAAGAGCUGACUCAUCUCUC